Molecule: messenger RNA, 924 nt
Organism: Psilocybe cubensis
Lineage: Eukaryota; Fungi; Basidiomycota; Agaricomycetes; Agaricales; Agrocybaceae
Exons: 5
Coding region: 1-924 (307 amino acids)
Source: RefSeq, a predicted model, not a curated record
AUGUCUUUCAGAAUUGACGACCGCGACUCCAUAGUAUCAUACUCCAAGCCUGCGGUUGGAGGACACUGGAGCUCUCAAGGGUCCAGCACUUCUUAUCAGUCGACUCUCAGCCUCACCCGUACUCGGAAUGCCCAUGCGUCAGUGUCUUUUACCGGGACCUCCAUCUCCGUAUACGGCCUGGUGUCACCUAGCGGUACCGGAAAUAUUCAAUCAAGCAGUUAUAGCGUCGAUGGAAGCAAGACCGAGGUAUAUAUGGCAAGACCGAUUGAAAGAACUCAAAGCCAAGUUCUUUUCUACGACUCCGGCCCCCUCGUCGAUGGUCAACAUACCCUUUUAGUGACCAACCUUGUGGAAUUGGAUUUCCUCUGGAUCGACUACUUCCUGAUAACUAGUACAUCAGGCCUUAAUGGGUCGGUACCAGCUACGACCCCGGCAGCUUUCUCCAGUUCCACACUGGGCACUUCUACAACAUCCACGAGCUUUUCAAGUACAGCAAGCAUUGAAUUGGCUUCGUCAGUGCUCCCCACCCAAAGUACUGUGGGGCAAGACGAUGGGGCAAGUGUUUUGGCAGUGUUUUCAGAAAAGCGAUGUGCGAGUUCUAACUCGAACCUAAGCGACGUGGCUGCCAUCGUAGGUGGCAUUGUAGGAGGAAUCUCCUUGAUCAUCCUGAUGGUGAUAGUGGUUGCAGUAGCAAGGCGCACAAGGCAAAGGGAACGGUCACAAUACCACAGAGAUGGCCUUUCCAAAGUUGCCUUCGAAAGCGAAUCGAAAAGAGCGUCCGAGCCAUCCAGGGGGUUAUCAGACUUCGAUGACACCACGGUUAGCACAUAUACCGCGUCUACCAGUUACUCCUUUGACCAGAGACGCAUGGUAAGAGCAACGGUGAUGGACAGACCACGUCGAGAAGUCGAGCGUCUCCCCUAG